UAUCUUCCCCUCAUCUUGCAGCAGCACAGGCAGUCAGUGCCUGGUAGCGAUUUAGACGAGGGCGUAUGGACUUGAGGCAGCAGUGAAUGCAUUUCCCACAGACUGUGGUCGUACUUUUCUCCUCUCGUACGGAUUACCACUGAGUUCACAUAUCGCCUAAACGCCGUAUCGCAUUUUCCCCCGCUGCAUUUCUCCAUCUGAAGGCCUGUCACAGAGUAAAGUGUCUCGGUUGUGCGUGUGUUUAGACAGCGGAGCGAGAGCAGCAGUGUGUCCCCGAUGGCUGGCUGGAAAGACGGCUCAGUGCAGGAGAAAUAUCGCCUGGUGGUCGUCGGAGGUGGAGGCGUCGGGAAAUCAGCAUUAACCAUCCAGUUUAUCCAGUCAUACUUCGUCACUGACUAUGACCCUACGAUUGAAGACUCCUACACAAAGCAGUGUGUGAUUGACGAGAGGCCUGCGCGGCUGGACAUCCUGGAUACAGCAGGACAGGAAGAGUUUGGAGCCAUGAGAGAACAAUACAUGAGGACAGGGGAGGGCUUCCUUCUCGUCUUCUCUGUCACUGACCGGGGAAGCUUUGAAGAGAUCUACAAGUUCCAACGACAGAUCUUGAGAGUGAAGGACCGGGAUGAAUUUCCCAUGAUUCUAGUGGGUAACAAAGCUGAUCUUGAGCAACAGAGACAAGUGACCCAGGAGGAGGGUCAGCAGCUCGCCCGGCAACUCAAAGUCACUUACAUGGAGGCCUCAGCUAAGAUCCGUAUGAAUGUUGACCAGGCUUUCCACGAGCUGGUCCGAGUCAUAAGGAAGUUCCAAGAGCAAGAGUGUCCACCCUCGCCGGAGCCCACGCGCAAAGAGAAGGAUAAGAGCGGCUGCCAUUGUGUCAUUGUCUAAUUGGCCUUUCACUGCCGCCACUCACCCAGCUGCUGUCACCGGUCCCUGCCCCCCACCCUGCCUUCUGACAUCACGUCCUGUGCGGAUGAAUUCGCUGCCUUUCUACAUGUGCAUGUCUUCAAAACAGCAGUCUCUCUCAUAGCCUUAUCAGGGGCAUUUGUGCCUCUAGGACUUCACUACUAGAAGAACCAAACUGACAAAAUCUUGAUGGAACUCGCCAUUCUACCUUCAACUAGAGUACUGACAUCAGUGUGACCUAGAAUAUGGUAAUCGUGCCCCAACACUAAACAUCGCUUCUUACAAGUUUGCUGUAAAACACACACACAAUUCCUUUUUUUUUUGUAUUUUGAAGGGGUUUUUUUUCUCUUGACUUGUGACAUUAGUACGUUUGCUGAGAUGGAAAGACUAAAUGAAACACCAUUGAGAUUGCAGACACCUCUUAGUCACGAGAUCUAGAUUGAGAUGAUGUUCUGAAGCUUUGUGUGUGUGUGUGUGUGUGUGUGUGUGUGUGUGUCGUGCCAUAUCUGUUUUUACUUCCAUAUGCUAAUCAGCGAUUGUACAUAAGUGAAGAUUCGUGUGAGUUGAGACCACCUUUAUAAUGACAAAACUCAGUCGCAGAGUAUUGUGUGUGGGGUUGACGAGCUUGUUUUGACAUGCAUUAAAACAAUAAUGUACUCGCAGAUAUGUACAUAGAUAGCCUCUAACAUUAUGCCAAUUUUAUCAGCAGUGAAGUCAGUUUGCCAACUUAUUGUUUGGUCAAGGUGUCAUUUUUUGUUCGCAUCGUAAGGCUUCUUGGCAUGUAUGGGUUUGAUUGUUCUUUUUUCUUUUUUUUCAAAGGGAUAGUUCACCUAAAAAUGAAAAAUCAUUCACUUUGCCUCAUUUGUUCCAAACCUGUUCCAAACCGAAACCUUUCAUCUGCGGAACACAAUUUUUUUUUUUUGUCCAUACAAUAAACAAGGAUGUGAUUUUCAAUUUGUUUUAAUAUUUAUACUGAUUUUCAUAUUUUCUGACCUUCUUUCAGACCCACUUGAAUUAUGUGUAUGCAAGGAAAAAAUUGCUGCGUUUGUCAACAAAAGAAAAGUUUUACGGUCUCCCUCUGGUUUUCCGCCAAAAUUACUAUUGUUUUAUAUUUAAAAAUCUAAGAAAUUAAGGCCAUAAUCCAUAAAUAUUGUUAAUUUCACUGUUUUUCUUAUUUUACUGUACAACAGUAUUAUAUUUCUGUUAAUGUUUAUAAUUUAAAUAGUAGAGUAAAAAUACUAUUUUCAAUUAUUAUUACUAUUAUACAGUCAUAUUGAAUAGGGGGAAAUUAUUUAUACUUCUUUUUCCUUCUUUUUUUGUCUUUGAUCACAUGCCAGAAUGAAAGUUGUUGGUGUUGCUGUUGUUAAGGCCCCAUGGCUGUUAAUUUUUUCUGCAAAACAUAUUUCAAAAUAUCUCCUUCUGUGUUUCACAGAAGAAAGUAUGUCAUGCAGGUUUGGGGGGGGGGGGGGGGUGAGAGAAUGUUCAUCUUUGGUUGAACUUUCCCUUUCCGUUCUGUGAUUGUGAAAUGUAUUCUACAUGUAGAUGGUUUGUUCAAGCCUUCUUGACUCUCAGCUCAGAUUUCUACAGACUAUCCUCAGACUCAGGUUUCUCCAUUUACAGUCUUUUCACAAUGUUCUGACGAUGUCUGCUCAUUCAGUAGUGCACAAUAGGCUGUCUGUUCUCUAGUCGGUACCCCACCGAAAUCGGUGACACAGAGAAUUAGUCUUUCAGAUAAUUGUCUCUUUUUCUGGCCUUGUAUUUCAAUUCACUUUUACACUGAUUUAGUUUUUCUCUGUUUGGAAACGUAUUUAAGUGACUGAAACAGCGUGAGGACUCUGUUGAACUGCUGACAUCACAGGCAUCUUUUCAGCAUCUUUUCAUGUAUGUGAUCAGAUCAAAUCAAGUUGUUUUUUUUAGACACCAGACAUCCACAUUCCAUUUAAUAUGGUUUGACGUCUCGGUGACAUUCACACUUCAAUCUGGGAUUUCUCAUCUGACAGGUGAUCAUUUGCUUCCUGGCUUCAUACACCAAGGGUUCCUAUCAUGUCACGUUUUAUUUCCAUCUUCUAUGAAUAUUAUUUUCCAGCGUGCAUUUCUGUACGAGGGAUACAAAUAGUUUUUGUGUCUUAUCAUCAUGUAAUAUAAGAAAAAAGAUGGAAGUGAUCUUUGAAUGGACAUGAUUAAAUGUUUUUACUAUAUACUUUUAUACAUUAUUUUCUUAUCAGACUAGUUAAUGAGUAUUUUUAUAUGUUUGUAAGUGAAAAAAGCUCUCGCGGCACAUCUGUGUGUAUAUGUAAAGAGGAUUAUUUAAUUAUCUUGGUUUGUUUUUAACUAAAAAAAAGGGCCAAUGUGUGUUGAACUGUGGUCCUUUCGGUGGACUGAAGGCGAUAACCCAUCCUAACAGUUGUCCACCUCAUAGUCUAUAACAACUUUAUCAGUGAUCACUGGGCCAAUGCUUCGAGCAAUGCCCUUUUGUGAUGACUCAGGUUCAUAUCCUAACCUAAACCUUGUCCGUUACACCAGUUAAUAGCAACAUGGAUCAAAUCCAAAGCUAGUAAGAACAGAAGUGCAUGGCUCUUCUUCUUCCCAGAGUCUGUGUACAUCUAAUACAUACUGUGUUUUAUUUGUCACAUCUUUCCCUCCCCCUGUAUAGCCUCUGGUGCUAUAAUAAAAUCUAUGCUUUAUCUGUGA
This is a messenger RNA of Carassius carassius (crucian carp), 3594 nucleotides long. RefSeq names its product ras-related protein R-Ras2. Gene Ontology annotation, cellular component: plasma membrane. The transcript has 6 exons. Gene Ontology annotation, molecular function: GTPase activity; GDP binding; GTP binding. NCBI's taxonomy places the organism in Eukaryota, Metazoa, Chordata, Actinopteri, Cypriniformes, Cyprinidae. Bases 277 to 885 code for a protein of 202 amino acids. The record is from RefSeq and is a predicted model, not a curated record. Gene Ontology annotation, biological process: signal transduction.